CACACACCAAUAUAAGCAAAUAGCAGGUGAACCUACUGACCUUGUUCUGCAGCGCUGCCUGUCGAGCUUCAGGACCACAAACCACAUUCCUGCAGUCAUGAGGCAGAGCUGAUCUGAGUCACACGCUAAGAGAGGGAAACUGAGAGAAGCAGUGACACAUCGAAGCGUGAAAGCAACAUACGCCACAGAGUGCGGCGAAACUGCUGCUUUCAACAUGUAUUUUCUCUGGAAACAAGGUCUGGAGUAGAAAAACCAAAGGGAUACGACCAUGGCAGCUCUGUUGAUAGGAUGGAGGUUCAUCUGAAGUGCAGGACACGGUGACCUUUGAGAUGAUGGAGGACAGAAAUGGAGUUUGCCACCUGAUGGAGGAGAGCGAGGUGGACGUUCAGACGGGACAAACUCAGCCACAGACCAGCAGCAGUAAAGGGAACUGGUCCAAUGGUCAGUGUGUCGUGUCGAUACCGAGCUUUUCGUCGCUGAACCCCAGCUUUGAUUUGUCUCUGUGUCGCGCCAAACUGGAGAGAGAUGGCUUUCAGAUUCCAGUUAAAGACAUGGAGGCGCCACUGAAAGCGGCUCUGGAUGUCCCUUCAGUGAGGAGAUACAUGGUCUUCAACUCAGCCCUCUUCCAUUUUAUCAUGGCGCCAGUUCUGUACGUGGUCGUCUGGUGUGCCGUCUUCUCCACCCUCCACCUCUACAUCACCGUCAGCGACUACUGGGUCCUCUGUCUGUCCGUCAGCCUCAUCUCCAUCGUCCUCACCACCGCCGUUAUCUUCAUCCUGCACCACAGCAACAAGCAGAUCAACAUGAACUUAGACGUCCGGUUGAUCCAGGUGAACGAGAGGAUGGUGAAGCACAAGCUGCUGGUGGGUGUAGCCGACUGGGUGCACAACUGUACCGGAAACAUGCAGCUGUACUUCCUGUACUGGGACAUGUCUCGCUGCCUGAGGACGCUGACUGAAACUUUAGAGGGACACAGCUUCAUGACCACCGACACUCAGAGCAAACUGAAGAGCAGAAUGUCUCAUCUGGUCCUGGUGGCCGACGUCCCGGCCGUCGACCCCGAGGCCGAGGGGUCAGACGUGGAGCAGCAGUCGGAAGAACAGAGGCCUCUGCUGGGGAACGAGGACGGAGGCUGCAGUACUUCACCUGGCCGGCGGGGCGCUAGAGUCACAUCCAGCUUCAGCCUCGUCCCUGAUGCUUCUCUACCUGCUCAGGCUAAAGCCUACCAGCUGCUGAUGACCUACAGCGCAGCGUACGUGAAGCUGCUGGUGUCUGAGAGGCUUUCAGGAACAUCAAACCUUCGACCUCGUAGGAACCACUGCAGCACCGCCACCCUCUGCCUCUGUCAGUUCAUCAGGAAGAAGGUCCUCCAGUAGCAGAGGCGGCCUGUGGACUAAACACGUCUGACUUUUGAACACGUGGAAGCCGGUUUCUCUGGACGUUUUGACUUAACAAAGGACUCGUUUGGAGCUCUCUUUCCCUCUCCGGCCUGUGAGCUGCUGUAGCUUCGGGUUUGCUCCACCUGGAUGUUUGCUCAUUUGCACUCUGCCAAACGCUGAAAACACGCCGCUGUGAAACAAUAUUUGUACUCUUGUAUACACGACAAUCACAGCUAUAGUAACCGCUCACUGCUGUUUAACUUAUUUGUAGGAACGACACGAAUAGAUUACUGCAGUUUGCAGUCGAUUCAACAGGAAACGUGCUGAACUGAAGGACUACUCUUCGUGUCUCACUUUACUGUUUUGUUCCACUACAUUUCACAGGGAAACAUUAAAAUCGUACUGUAGUAUUCGAGCGCUGUAACUUUUCAGAUCAGUAUUUCUCUGUACAUAAAAGCAGGUUUGCUUAUAAAAUAUGAUGCAUUAUUAAAGAAAUCCCGCUGAAAGUUC
This is a messenger RNA of Acanthochromis polyacanthus (spiny chromis), 1889 nucleotides long. It is a transcript of the gene tmem268, whose product is annotated as transmembrane protein 268. Lineage: Eukaryota; Metazoa; Chordata; Actinopteri; Pomacentridae. The record is from RefSeq and is a predicted model, not a curated record.